Messenger RNA from Alternaria triticimaculans, 207 nucleotides. RefSeq lists its product as uncharacterized. The coding region runs from base 1 to 207 and encodes 68 amino acids. The transcript is spliced from 2 exons. The record is from RefSeq and is a predicted model, not a curated record. Lineage: Eukaryota; Fungi; Ascomycota; Dothideomycetes; Pleosporales; Pleosporaceae.
AUGGGCGGAGGAGGAAAGAUCCCAUACCCCAAGCACGUCUGGUCGCCGGCCGGUGGUUGGUACGCCCAACCCGCCAACUGGAAAGCCAACACGGCCGUCGUAGGCCUCGCCCUCGGCAGCAUCGUCGGCAUGGCCUGGAUGCUCAGCGCAAACCGCGAGUACCGCGACAAGAUGCCCGAACGCCACCGAUUCUUCCCCAGCCGAUAG